Messenger RNA from Zygosaccharomyces rouxii, 915 nucleotides. It is a transcript of the gene FIG1, whose product is annotated as Fig1p. The transcript has a single exon. Bases 1 to 915 code for a protein of 304 amino acids. The record is from RefSeq and is a predicted model, not a curated record. Gene Ontology annotation, cellular component: membrane; mating projection tip. NCBI's taxonomy places the organism in Eukaryota, Fungi, Ascomycota, Saccharomycetes, Saccharomycetales, Saccharomycetaceae. Gene Ontology annotation, biological process: conjugation with cellular fusion.
AUGAUAUUAUAUUGGAAAAUGGCUUGGUUCUUCCUCAAGCGUAUGCCCAAGGUAAUUUCCCUGGUGCUUAAUUUAAUUACAAUUUUUCUCACAGUUUUUCUACUCAUGGGAUGUUCCAAUUUAUCCAAUGAUUCGACUUUCUUAGUCCGUUAUAAAUUUGAUAGAAGUUCACCAUUUUACAAUGUAAUUCAAAAAUCGUUUAACCAAUCUAAUGGUACUACACAAAUGUCGGGCUUGGAGCAGGUCAGUAUUGCAUCCGGAUACAUGGGCGUUUGUAUAACGAAUAUUCCGAAGGACUACGAUAAAGGCGUGAAGUCUGUAUGUUACCCAAGAAAAGAUCUGGCAAACAAUCCACUUUAUAACGAUUUAUCCAUUGAAUUGUUUAAUGUUCCUUCCUCUGAUAAGAAGAGUACUCAGAAGCAAUUGCCCAUUAACUUGAACAUUUUAGAAUUGGCUGAGACCACUUCUAGAUAUGUGGUGCAUCCAUACAUUUUAAUGGUCACGGUAAUUUUGGCAACGCUCAUGUUUCUCAUGUUAAUAUACAGUACGAUUCCCGCUCUGCCGUUUAAAUAUUGGGUAUUACGUGCUACUUUGUGUGUAUCAGCUUUUUUGGUUUUAUUCUGGGGGAUUGGCGCGAUGUGGACCCAUGUGGGUAUUCAUGCUUGUUCCAAGCUCGUUCCCAGUGCAAGCAUGGGCAUAUUGAAAAUCCACAGAGGUAUAAAGGCGGCUGCAAUGUCGUGGGUCUCGUUCGCAUUUUUGUUAGCACAAUUAGGAAUAUUAUGGUUUCUGUACUUGAGGGAUAGGAAAAAUCUAAGUGAAGAAAUCGACAAAAUCAAUAAUACCAAUAACAACCAACCACCUUUCCAUAAUCCUGGGGAUCUUUCUGAUUCCUCGACAUUGAACUACAAAGUUUAA